AUGGAGAGCGACCUGAAGAGGAUUUUAGCCGUCAUGACGUUCCUGUCCGAGAGGCUGGAGCAUUUAGAGGCGCGAAAUAAUGAACCACGUCCUCGGGCGGCGUCGCGCUCGGGUUCGAUUCCGUACGCAAUUAUUGGCGCCUAUCUCUUGCGUCACUACGGAUUGGUAGUCGACCUUCGAGGGCGUCGCCUCACCGAUUCCUUGACGCAGAUCUAUUCCAUUGCAGUUGUCAGACCGGCACUGAUUCAUUCAGUGCAUACGGUCAAUCCUGGUUCCAGGUGCGCGGAAAUCCUAGUCCAUUUCCCUGAGAUUACGGGUUCUUCCCCUUUAACGCCCCCGGAGGGUCAUAAUGUGGUACAUCACAUUUUCACUUCUGGUCCUCCGGUUGCAGAGCGCGCUAGGCGUCUCUCCCCGGAGAAGCUCUGUGCAGCUAAAGCCGAAUUUCAAGCUUUAGUUGCGGCUAGCAUCUGUCGUCCGUCUCGCAGCCCUUGGGCGAGCCCGAUCCAUCUUGUUCCUAAGAAGGACGGUUCCUGGCGAGUCUGUGGCGAUUACCGCCGCCUUAAUGCGUUAACUACGCCGGAUAAAUAUCCAACUCCCCAUCUCCAUGAUUGUUCUGUCAAUCUUCAUGGAAAGAAGGUCUUUUUGUCUCUCGACUUACACAAGGCCUAUAAUCAAAUUCCUAUGGCUCCGGAAGAUGUCGAGAAUAUGGCAGUGAUUACGCCGUUCGGCUUGUUCGAAUACCUGUUUAUGACAUUUGGGCUCAGGAACGCCAGCCAGUCAUUUCAGCGUUACAUCAAUCGUGCGUUGGGUGACUUAGAUUUCGUCUGCGUCUAUAUAGACGACAUUCUUGUUGCUUCCGAAUCCUUAGUGCAUCAUGAAAUGCACUUACGCGCUGUGUUUCAGAGGCUCAAGGAAUUUCACCUCCGUUUUAAUGCCGACAAGUGUGUGUUCGGCGCCUCCGAACUCGAGUUCCUCGGAUAUUCGAUCAACAGUGCGGGCAUUCGGCCUACGACGAAAACGGUUGACGCGAUCACCAAUUUUCCCCAGCCAAAAACCAUCGCUCAGCUUCGACGUUUUCUGGGGAUGGCGAAUUUUUAUCGCCGAAACCUUCCCAACGCGGUACAAUCACAGGCCCCGUUGAACGCGUUUCUCACCGAUUCUCGGAAGAAUGACAGACGCGAAAUUGUUUGGUCCUCGGACGCGGUACAUGCGUUUGAAAAGGUUAAAUCAGACCUUGCCAACGCAGCGUUACUGGUGUUCCAACAUCCUCGUGUAGGCGCAGAUUUGCGUGUCAUCACGGACGCUUCGGAUUUCGCUAUGGGAGCGGCUCUCGAACAGCGUUCUUCAGGCUCGGAGAACACCGUCGCCGAUUCCCUUUCGAGGAUUGACGCUGUUCGUCUCCCUGUGGAAUUCGACCUGGAUGAGCUUGCAAGAUUGCAGAGCUCUGACACUCAGCUACAGCUGAUUCGCGGGGCUUCGGAUCAUUCGUUGAAAUUGAAGAGCAUCCUGUGGGGACCAGAGCAAGCUCCAGUUUUCUGUGAGAUUUCUAGCGAGGCAAUUCGUCCGUAUAUUCCGGCGAGCCUUCGCGAAAGAGUCUUCCACACCUUUCAUGAUCCCGCCCACUCUAGCGGCAAGAUCACUGAUCGCAUGAUUCAUCAGAGAUAUGUCUGGCCGGAUAUGCAUCGAGAUAUUGCAUCUUGGUGCAAGAACUGUGCCGCGUGCCAGCAAUCCAAGGUCUCACGUCAUGUCCGUCAAACUCCAGAGCAUUUCGUCGCCCCUGAUGGUCGUUUCGACCAAGUUCAUAUUGACAUUGUAGGGCCUCUGCCCUCGUCACAGGGAUGUUCGUACUGUCUCACGAUGAUCGACAGAUUCUCUCGUUGGGUGGAGGCUGUUCCUAUGCCGGAUAUUACGGUCCAGACGGUAGCCAGGGCGUUCUACGACACCUGGAUUUCACGAUAUGGUGCACAAGGUCAUAACUACCGACCAGGGUGCUCAGUUCGAAUCCCGUCUGUUUUCGGCACUCCUGUCGUUGAUAGGGUGUAG
Messenger RNA from Dufourea novaeangliae, 2043 nucleotides. RefSeq lists its product as uncharacterized. Lineage: Eukaryota; Metazoa; Arthropoda; Insecta; Hymenoptera; Halictidae. The transcript has 3 exons. Gene Ontology annotation, molecular function: nucleic acid binding. The coding region runs from base 1 to 2043 and encodes 680 amino acids. The record is from RefSeq and is a predicted model, not a curated record.